Messenger RNA from Protopterus annectens (West African lungfish), 2643 nucleotides. It is a transcript of the gene PIGW, whose product is annotated as phosphatidylinositol glycan anchor biosynthesis class W. Bases 468 to 1997 code for a protein of 509 amino acids. The record is from RefSeq and is a predicted model, not a curated record. The transcript has 3 exons. Gene Ontology annotation, cellular component: membrane; endoplasmic reticulum. Gene Ontology annotation, molecular function: glucosaminyl-phosphatidylinositol O-acyltransferase activity. NCBI's taxonomy places the organism in Eukaryota, Metazoa, Chordata, Ceratodontiformes, Protopteridae. Gene Ontology annotation, biological process: GPI anchor biosynthetic process; protein localization to plasma membrane.
UUGUAAUGAAACUGGCAUGUUGCCAUUGUUUUAGUGGGAAUUGUAGUUUAUAAUAUUUUUACUUCGUUGUGACAUCUGUUUUGUGAUGUAGCUGCAAUUAGUCCUUAAGUAUGUAAUUCUUGAAUACCGAUGCUUGUCUGGGAUUUUUAAUUACGCGAUUCCAAGAUGUAUUUAAUAACUACAGCGCAGAGUGAUUUCUACAUAGAAUGACGUGUCUAUUUCGUAAUAUACAGUCGGAUUUAUACUCGAACAGAUGCAGAUAUUUCUUUUGCCUUCUGUGGAAGGUUGGGCACCGGGCUGGCAACUCAACACUGUAAAACUCCACUGCCAAUCAUGAGCAGACAAGGUGGUCUGCUGUGGUGACCCCUAACCGGGAAAAGCCGAAAGAAGAAGAAGAUGGAGAUAUUUCUUUCAGCGGGCAUUCCCACAGACCACUAGAGGGGUCUUAAAGGACCACUUCAUUGACAAUGUCACAGAAACUGUUCAAGGAAGAGUUUGUUAGUCACUUAAAUGGAACUAGUUUGGGUGAAAUUUCACUGGGCUUAAGUCUUCCUCCGCUGUGCUUGAUGUUUCGAGGCUUGGUGCUGAUAUCGCUAUGUAUGGAGAACCAACUACUUGGUUGUUCGUGGUUUGUCCACCUGCUCUUUGACUUCACUGUGUUGGUAGCACCUCUUGUGUUCUCGUGCACAGUUUUUAGUGGCUUUCUUAUUCUUUUUCCAGUGGGCUUGAUUGCAUUAAAUACAACACUGUUAUUACAGUUAUACAACACAAGGAGGCCUGUUGUACCUGUGCGUUCCAAACAUAUAAUUGAUGAAUUUUUAAACUGUAAGUUAGAAGCUGAACAUAUCCCAUCAGUAACUGUAUUCAGAGUUUCCAUCAAUAUGCUAACUGCAGUCAGCAUUCUGGCUGUUGACUUUGUAUCAUUUCCCCGAAGAUAUGCCAAAACAGAAUCAUAUGGGACAGGAGUUAUGGAUUUUGGUGUGGGUGCAUUUGUUUUUGCAAAUGCCCUUGUUUGCCCUGAAGUUAGAAGAAAAAACACACAGUGCUCGCAAUCUAAGGAAGUUAAUGUGGUAAAACAGUUAAUAUCUGUUUGGCCUUUCAUUUUGCUUGGUGUGGGACGACUUAUCACUGUCAAGGCAGCCGAUUAUCAUGAACAUACAUCAGAGUAUGGUGUGCAUUGGAAUUUCUUUUUUACCUUGGCAGUAGUCAGGGUGGCAUCAUCUUUACUUUUAACACAUUUUUCAGUUAAUAGAUCAGGGAUGCUGUCUGUGAUAAUUGCAGUGUUUUAUCAGAUAGUACUUCAGAGCACUGAGUUGAAGAUGUUUAUUCUGCAUGGUAACACUGACGAUGUGUCUAGGACUGGUUUUUUAAAUGCAAACCGUGAAGGGAUAUUCUCUGUCAUUGGAUAUGUUGCCAUUUAUAUGGCUGGCAUUCAAGUGGGUCUGUUUGUCCUGACAAAGAGAAUCACUGUGAAAGACUGGAUCCCGGCAAUAUGUUGGCUUAUGUUUGGCAGUUUUGCACUAUUCACACUUCUAUGGGUGGUGCAAAUUUAUAUAGAACCAGUGUCCCGUCGGAUAGCUAAUCUGCCAUUUUGUAUAUGGAUAGUUGCACAGAGUUUAUAUUUUUUAUCAUUUAUAUUACUUCUGGAUCUUGUUUUACUGUUUGCUAAACUUCUUUCAGGGGGUUCAGUAGUACCAUCUUCUUGGAACAUUUCACAUUCCUUUAAUUUAACACAAAGAAGGAUCAGUAACCAAAAGUUUAAACCUUUUAUUCAAGAAAGGAAUGCAUCUAACUGUUGCCUUUUUGAAGCCAUUAAUAGAAACCAACUUCUGUUCUUCUUGCAGUCUAAUGUUAUGACUGGUAUUGUUAAUAUGUUGACUGAUACUAUAAACACUAGUACUGCAUUUUCCAUUUUUAUACUGCUGUUGUAUAUGUUUUGUAACAGUUUUAUAAUGUAUGUUUUACACAUGAGGAAAAUUACUAUUAAGUACUGGUAAAAGGGGUCAGCUGCAUUGGUGCAGAGGGCUAAAGUCUUGACUAUGAUCCAGGUGAACUGUGUUCAGUCUGUGGCUUGGACAUCUGUUGGAGAUAGCUUAGAGAUGAUGGGAGUGUCUUUCCGGAUUAGGGUGGGGUGGGGUAUCAGGGUGAGAGAAAGUUGUAGAUUGCCACAAUCAUUUGAAGGAGGGGAGACAAUGCAGAUGUGAUGGGGGUUUGUUUCACCGAGGUGUUGCUUGGUGGUAACAUUCAACAUGUAUGCAGGGAAGCAUGCAUUUAUGGGAAGCCAUAGUGGCUCCAUCAGUGGUGGAGGUCUUGCAUUCCCCCUCCAUCCAGGGGCUGGGCUUACAAAACUCCUGAUGACAGUAUUUUCACCUAUGAAGAACAAAUGAGCUAGCCCAGAUUAUGGAAGGGAUGAAGGUUGGUAAACCACAGGAGAGAAAAAGGACAGAAAAUGAUAUUGGUGACUGUGAAAAAAUAUGUAUUUUUAAUAUAAUGCAAUCAUGUUUUUCAAGUAGCUAUUAAGAUUAUGAUUGAAUAUUUACAAAAUGUAGUGUAAUUUUGCACAGUGGGUUGUUAAGGCUUGGGAUUGUCUGCUGUUGUACCAUAGAACAAAAAUAUGUUAAAUAAAUAUGAGAUAAAAUCACA